CUGUCUUCCUGUGGCGGCGCGGAAGCCUCGAGGUCGGUUACGGCCUCCGGCUCCUUCUCCGUCCAAGAGUCGCGAGGGGGCGUCCGACGCACGAUGGUGGCGUGUACGGCGUAGCUCUGCCCCUUGGAGUGGGAGAGUCGGAUGUGUGGAGGGUGCCGUCCGCCCAUCUUCUGCGGUGUCCCCCAGCUCUGCAGGCCUUCGCUUGCUAUCCCCUUAGAUCUGGGAAAUAAUUUUGAAAAUGUUGUCUGGACUCUUUCGAAUGCAUGGCCUUUUUGUGGCCUCUCACCCAUGGGAGGUCAUUGUGGGAACUGUAACUCUUACCAUCUGUAUGAUGUCUAUGAAGAUGUUCACUGGUAAUGACAAGAUCUGUGGCUGGAAUUAUGAAUGUCCCAAAUUUGAAGAAGAUGUUUUGAGCAGUGAUAUCAUAAUACUGACAAUCACACGCUGUAUAGCAAUCCUUUAUAUAUAUUUCCAGUUUCAGAAUCUGAGGCAGCUUGGAUCAAAAUAUAUUUUAGGUAUUGCUGGGCUCUUCACAAUCUUCUCAAGUUUUGUCUUCAGUACAGUGGUGAUUCAUUUCCUUGAUAAAGAAUUGACAGGUUUGAAUGAAGCUCUGCCAUUUUUCUUGCUUCUGAUUGACCUCUCCAGAGCCAGCGCAUUAGCCAAAUUUGCACUCAGCUCCAAUUCACAGGAUGAAGUAAGAGAGAAUAUUUCACGUGGAAUGGCAAUCCUGGGCCCUACGUUUACACUUGAUGCCCUUGUUGAAUGCCUUGUCAUUGGUGUUGGUACAAUGUCAGGAGUGAGACAGCUUGAAAUAAUGUGUUGCUUUGGCUGUAUGUCUGUCCUUGCCAACUACUUCGUCUUUAUGACUUUUUUCCCUGCUUGUGUGUCUCUGGUGUUAGAGCUUUCACGGGAAAGUCGUGAAGGCCAUCCCAUAUGGCAGCUUAGUCACUUUGCUCGUGUUCUCGAAGAGGAAGAAAACAAACCUAAUCCUGUAACACAGAGAGUCAAAAUGAUUAUGUCUCUAGGUUUGGUUCUUGUUCAUGCUCACAGUCGCUGGAUAGCAGAACCAUCUGCUCAGAACAGUACAGCAGAAAUUUCUAUGGGACUGGAUGAAAAUGCACCAAAGAGAAUAGAGCCUAAUGUUUCCCUGUGGCAAUUCUAUCUUUCCAGAAUGGCCAGUAUGGACAUUGAGCAAGUAAUUACACUUGGCUUAGCUCUUCUUCUUGCUGUCAAAUACAUCUUCUUUGAACAGACAGAGAUGGAAUCCACACUUUCAUUGAAGAAUCCUAUAACAUCCCCAUUGGUGAUCCAGAAAAAAAAUUCUGAAAACUGCUGCAGAAAGCAAUCCCUACCUUUAAAAAAUAUUCCUAAAUCCACUAAAGUAGAAGAUGUUUCCAUUUCCAAAGACGGAAAAGAUGAUACUAUGAAGCCUUUCCUGCCAGAAUCACCGAUGAAGGCCACAUUUGUGGUUGGUGGUUGUGCUCCUGCAGAAACAUCCUUAGUCAGUAAUAGAAAAGAGACUGGAAUUGAAUUGCCUAAAGAGCCACGCUCUGUCGAAGAAUGUCUCAAUAUACUUCAGAAUGCCAAGAUGGGUGUAAAAUUCCUUACUGAUACUGAAGUCAUAAGUUUAGUCAAUGCAAAGCAUAUUCCUGCUUACAAGCUAGAAACUUUGAUGGAAACGCAGGAACGUGGUGUGUCCAUUCGUAGACAGAUGUUAUCUCAGAAGCUUCCUGAACCUUCUUCCAUACAGUACCUUCCUUACAAGAACUACAAUUAUUCCUUGGUAUUGGGUGCCUGCUGUGAAAAUGUGAUUGGAUACAUGCCAAUCCCAGUGGGGGUGGCUGGUCCUCUUCUUCUGGACAAGAAGGAGUUUCAAGUUCCUCUGGCAACCACAGAAGGCUGUCUUGUGGCAAGCACAAACAGGGGGUGCAGAGCAAUAUGUCUUGGUGGAGGUGCCAGCAGUCGCAUUCUGGCUGAUGGAAUGACACGAGGGCCUGUGGUAAGGCUACCCACUGCCUGUCAGUCUGCAGAAGUGAAGGCUUGGCUUGAAACACCAGAGGGAUUUAAGAUAGUCAAAGAUGCAUUUGAUAGCACAAGCAGGUUUGCUCGUUUACAAAGACUUCAUAUUUGUUUGGCUGGCCGCAACCUUUAUAUUCGCUUCCAAUCUAAAACUGGUGAUGCAAUGGGAAUGAAUAUGAUUUCAAAAGGUACUGAGAAGGCACUUGCAAGGCUGCAAGAAGAGUUUCCUGAUCUCCAUGUAGUAGCUGUUAGUGGUAACUACUGUACAGAUAAAAAACCAGCUGCUAUAAACUGGAUAGAGGGGAGAGGGAAGUCUGUGGUCUGUGAAGCAGUCGUUCCAGCAAAGGUUGUUAAAGAAGUACUGAAGACGACCACGGAAGCUAUGAUCGAAGUCAAUAUAAACAAGAAUUUGGUUGGCUCUGCAAUGGCUGGCAGCAUAGGUGGCUAUAAUGCUCAUGCAGCAAACAUCGUUACUGCCAUAUAUAUUGCCUGUGGACAGGAUGCGGCCCAAAAUAUCAGCAGCUCAAACUGCAUCACACUGAUGGAAUCAGCUGGUCCAACCAAUGAAGAUCUGUAUAUCAGUUGCACAAUGCCCUCAAUAGAAAUUGGGACUGUGGGUGGCGGAACCAACCUAUUACCACAGCAAGCUUGUUUGCAGAUGUUGGGAGUGCAGGGAGCAAGUACAGACAACCCUGGAGAAAACGCCCGCCAGCUUGCCAGAAUUGUGUGUGCUACAGUCAUGGCAGGGGAACUCUCCCUCAUGGCUGCCCUAGCUGCUGGGCAUUUGGUCAAAAGCCACAUGAUCCACAAUAGGUCAAAAAUAAACCUACAUGAUCUUCAAGGAACAUGUUCCAAGAAAGCUGUUUGAAUAUUGAUAGAAACUUGAAGCAAAGCAUUGCUACGGCAAAUUGAAAAAUGAAAAACACAUGAUCUGUGAAUUUUAGAAGGAAGAUAGUAAGUGCAGUAAAUUGUUGAAAGACACUUGAGAGUAUCAGUGGAUAUGUACUCCACCAUGGUUUGCUGCAUCCUUUCCCUUUUUUGCCAUGAAAGGAUGCUUCUCUACGAGAAAUACGUCAGAAGGUUUUAAUUUUGACAGGAUCCUUAGCUUGUCCUGAUUCAAACAUUUUACAGAGUAAGGUUCCAGGUGGUCUGUCCAACCUUAUCCAAAAGGAUUACCCUCUAUUCUUUUUGGAAUGAAAAUGCUCUGGCUGGCACACUACUGAGGAGAAAUACAAGUUCUAUAACUCAAUGUUUUUGGUUUUGUUUUUAAACCAGUUUACUCAAUUAGUUGCUUUGCAAUAUUCUGAUCACUGUUUUCAAUCUAACCUGGUAUGUUGUACAUAAAGAAUCUACAGCAGCCACAAACCUGGAAUAUGUUACCAUUCCUUUGGGUCUAGGAAAUAGCUGGUUUCACAGUUCUACCAAAUCAAUCUCAUUUGGGCAGGAGGGGGAUGAAGAGAGUGGCCUUCUGGUUCUUGGUUUUGUUUUCAAAUUUCUGGUAAUUACCUUCAAGUCUGAUAUAACUGCUUCUUACAAAUGUGUUAACCUAAGUUUUAGACAUUGGAAAAUUGAACUGAAUCAAAUGGUAAUACUAUAAGCCUCUUUUGGAGAACUUCACUUUCUGUUGCGCUCCAUCUACAUAUUUUUAAUGCUAAUCCUUCCACCUUUAAAGAAAACAAGAAUGUCUGCAAUACCAGUAAACUUGGUAGAAACUCUAUUUCAAGGCAUAGAACCACUGAGUUAAAAUUCUCAGGUGUUUUGCUCAGAUACUUUGUUUAUCUUGCACAGGGGUAAAGAACUUAGGUGCACAAUCCGCUGGGAUGUUCUCCUGGGCGAGUCCUGUAAGAAGGACUAGCAGCUGCUGAGGAGCACUGUAUUAAUUUCAGUGGUGCUUUUCUGAAGUGAACUUCCCAGUGGACUAUAUUCUUGGUAAAGUUUAAACGGUGUGGGUUGUUCAGUGGGAAUGAAAGCAAGUCAAAAAGAUGUUUACAAUUAUUCUCAAUCAUCUCUUUAAAGUAUGGUGUGAAUUUCUUCUGUGGAAAUAGGUAUGUGUCUUGAAAUGAGAGCUGUUAAAGUCAUGUAUCUUUAUUACUGAAACUUCCAUUUCUUUUCCUGAAGAAAUUGUAAUUUAUUUGGAGGGAAAUUCCAAGUUGCCUACUUUUUUUUAAAGAACUACUAACUAUAGGAUUUGUUGAAAUGAUGUUAGAAGAAAAGCAAGUGCAGCAGAAUUACCUGCAUUUCAAUGAAGUGUACCAUAAUCCUACAUGGGAGAACCAAGCUGAAGAAGGAGAGCAGGAAUACCGAUGUACUUCUCAGUUGUCGGAUGUAAUGAUGGCUCACUGUUCCAAGCUGGUUUGAAGACUGAGGUCCUUUAGACUUCCUGUUGGAACUCAUGAGGCCCCUUUUGUUCAAGUUCAGUAUACAUUGUGGCACUCCUUGAUUGUUAAUACAAGUCUCUAAUUUGUACCUGUUAGGUCCAUAAAGCUAAUGCAAGUCAACACCUAUUACUUGCUAAGUAUGUGCUGUGGCUACUUGUAAAUAGCAUCAUGAAUGUCAAUCUCCCUACAGUAUUGCUGUCCAACAGUUCCUUUUUUUCUUAUUUAUGCAGAGUUUGAACUUAACUGAUAUUAUUUAAUGCAACACUGAGCUAGCAAUAAAUGGUUUGUUCAGUGUCCAUUUUGGUGAAUGUAACUGACAUUGUCUUUCAAAAAAGCCAUUUUGUACUAUUACAAAAUUGUGUACAUUUUGGUACGGAUACUUUUUCAGUUUCAGUAAAACAGUGCAAAAGCAAA
Varanus komodoensis (Komodo dragon) is the source of this 4811-nucleotide messenger RNA. It is a transcript of the gene HMGCR, whose product is annotated as 3-hydroxy-3-methylglutaryl-CoA reductase. Gene Ontology annotation, cellular component: endoplasmic reticulum membrane; peroxisomal membrane. The coding region runs from base 239 to 2887 and encodes 882 amino acids. Gene Ontology annotation, molecular function: hydroxymethylglutaryl-CoA reductase (NADPH) activity; NADP binding; protein binding. The transcript is spliced from 20 exons. NCBI's taxonomy places the organism in Eukaryota, Metazoa, Chordata, Lepidosauria, Squamata, Varanidae. The record is from RefSeq and is a predicted model, not a curated record. Gene Ontology annotation, biological process: sterol biosynthetic process; coenzyme A metabolic process; isoprenoid biosynthetic process.